CUCACUGUGUCUUUAAAUUCUACGUCUGUAAAGUACUAUAGAAUUUUAAAAGAUGGAUAGACUUGGGCCCAUUCGCGGGAAAUUGAAAUCACGAAACUCUCCAUGUAAACGAAAAUAUCAGCCUUAUACGAGGGCACUAAGAAAAGAAGUGAACAGAGUAUAUGACCAGAUUUAUGCUAUUGUGUAUGGUCAUUGUAUUGGUGAUGCUAUUGGACUUCUUACAGAAAAUUUAACUAAAGAAGAAGCUAAAAAGAAAUAUAAAGAAGUUCACAACAAGUUAGAAUAUGUCCACAAGAAAAUAUUACCAGAUGUACACAGAAGGAAGUGGACUAUUGGUGACUGGACAGAAGAAUCGGACCAUAUGUUACUGAUUUUGCAGUCUAUUUUAAGUAAAAAUGGAGAGGUUGACCCAUUAGAUUUCUCAAGAAAAUUGAUGGAAUGGAACGAGAAAGGAUUUCCUGAACUGAAUGAUGUUUGUGGUCUAGGAACCUGUCCACAAGUUAAAUCUGUGAUAUCACAUCCACAGUUUUCUGAAGAACCAAAGAAGGCUGCUGAAAUAGUAUGGCGAGAUUCCAGGAAUAAGUCUGCCACAAAUGCUGCUGUAGCUCGUACCUCUGUACUAGGAUUUCAUCAUUAUAAUAACUUUGGUCAGGUUAUCAAGCAUACCCUAGAUAUAUGUAACACAACACACUCAGAUCCAAGGUGCCAUGCUUCCUGUGUUGCAGUGACUACUGUAAUGUCAUUAUUACUGCAGAGAAAUGAACGUCACAUAAAGAAAGAUGGGAGCUACAAUUUAACAGGAGUAACUGAGGAAGCUUUCAGAUAUGCCUCACCGCUUCUCCCAUCAUAUGAUCAGGUGAAAGAACUCAAAAAGUACAUGUUUUGUGAGACAUUAAAAGCCUUGGAGUUAGAUGAGCAAUGUAAGUCCAAUUACACCUAUAAAACUUUAGGAGCAGCAAUGUGGGGACUCAGACAGAAAGAUUUUAGACAGGCUAUACAGGAUAUUGUUAUGGAGGGAGGGGAUGCUGAUGCAAAUGCUGCAGUAGCUGGUGCUCUGUUAGGAUGUAAACUAGGCAUACAGGCCAUUCCCAGGACAUGGAUAGAUCAAUUGGGUAACAGAUUGUGGCUGGAUAAUUUGUUAGACAGGUAUUUUGAUAUAUUGGAAGGAAGACGUACAACAAAAGAGACAACAUUAUGACAGCUUAUGAUAUUAGUAUAACUCUUAUUGAAACCAGGAAGUAUUAAAACAAAGUAUUAUAUAAGAAAAACAGUUAUUUAUAGAUAAGUAAAUUGAAUGUUGUGAACAGUACAAUGCCUUUACCAUAAAUGCUCAUGCAGAAAAUUCUUGUUAUUUUUUUUUUAUGUAAAUGCAAAUAUUGCAACAGGUUGAAAUUGCAUUCAUUUAAAAUUUAUUCUAGGAUGUAUAUCUUUUCCCGUAUGGAAAUUGCAUUAAACAGGCUAUUAUUUGAACUUGGAAUUAUUUUUAAUUAUGGAAUUAACAUAAUUUCUUGUGUUGGAAUUUUUUUAUAAAUUCCAUGUUUAUUUUGUAUUACUGUAAAUUCAGAAAUUAUUGCGAGGUUUUUAUUAUUGCGAAUAAUGCGACUGAGUUGUGAACGCAAUAAUUAAAACUCGCAUUUUGUAAUAUUUUAACUGAAUUAAGCAUGACUUUUCUCAAAAUCGUAAAAAUUAAAAUCGCAUUCAAGUGUAAAAUGACAAAAUCGCAAUAAUAAAUGCACACAAUAAUUUCUGAAUUUACAGUAUUAUGUUUUGAGCGGAGCAUAACACUUUCCCCACAGUGUACUUUGUAUAGAUAGUGUUGUGCACUGCACAAUACAUUCUAUUGAAAGUGUGCUAUCUUUUUUGUAAUAGAAAGUGUUGUGUGCGGCACAAAACAUUAUGAUACAGAAUAAUCAUGGAAUUCAUUAAAAAUUUCUAACACAAGAAAUAAUGCAAAUUCCAUAAUUAAAAAUAAUUCCAAGUUCAUAUAAUAGCCUGUUAUUAAUUAAUCUCACAUAUUUGUUAAUUUUGGAAAACACACAGUUAUUUCUGCAUAUAUUAAAUCACAAUUUUACAUGAAGGUUUAGAUAUAUCUACUAUCAAGUAUGUAUGAAUGUUAAAAUAUUUUCUGCUAUCUGCUGAUAUAUAAAAAUUAUAUUAGCUAAAAUUUAUGUACUGGUCCCAUGUAUUAUACACAUGAUUAACAAAAAACAUUUAAAAUUCUGUUCUCAAUAUGUGAAAGAGUUAUAAUCAUGUAAAUAGUUCUUAAAAGUUUUAGUUAUUUUUUAUUAUUAAAAGUUUGGCAAUUAUAAUCAUGAAUAUUGUAGUUGAUUAAGUGCAAUAUGUUCAAAUUUUACCUGGUAAUUUUUUUUGGUGAUCUGCAUUUGCAUUUCAUAUUUGUGUCAUUUGAUGGUUACUGUGGAUUCAUUUAUUUUUGUGUGAACCAAUUUCUGUGGAUCAAGAAAAACUUGCAUGUUCAUAC
This is a messenger RNA of Mytilus trossulus (common blue mussel), 2479 nucleotides long. Its product is annotated as ADP-ribosylarginine hydrolase Tri1-like. The record is from RefSeq and is a predicted model, not a curated record. NCBI's taxonomy places the organism in Eukaryota, Metazoa, Mollusca, Bivalvia, Mytilida, Mytilidae. The transcript is spliced from 9 exons. Bases 53 to 1198 code for a protein of 381 amino acids.